Oldenlandia corymbosa var. corymbosa is the source of this 786-nucleotide messenger RNA. The record is from the annotation of a GenBank genome assembly. Lineage: Eukaryota; Viridiplantae; Streptophyta; Magnoliopsida; Gentianales; Rubiaceae.
AUGGAAAAGGAUAAAGGGCUAAGACCAGAAAAACCAGUUUCGACGGCAAAGGAUAAAAAGGCUUCCACUUCAGGUUUAGCAGCUAGCGACAAAGAAACAAUUCCGACGGAUGUAGCAGCCUCAAGCCCUCAAAAUGGUCAGAACUCCUCUGCAAAGUGGAGAUUUUCAAAGGAUCAACUAUUCUUUGUGAUACAAAACAAUAAGCAGCAGGAGAUUCCAUUAGAUCCCAAAGAGGAUGAGAAAAAAGAAAAAGGUCAGAUGGCGAAGAACAAACAAUUAGUUCUUUACCAAGAGCAAACCUUGGAGCCUCCUCAAUUUGUUUCAAGCUCACAUUUUCAGGUACUAUCAGAUAUUCAAGAGGAAGAUGGGGAUAAAGAAGCCGAUGGAGCUAUACCUCACACAUGGAACUUACUACUAGAAACGAAAUUGGAGUCAAAUUCCGACGAGAUAAUAAAGCAGCUACAGAAAAAUUCAAAAGUUGGAUUGGAGUUUGAGGAGGGCGAAGAGAAUGAUCAUGAUAAAAAUUCAGAGGGUGUGGAAGAAAUUUCGACAGAAUCUCCUAAUCAUAUUGAAAAAACUACGAAAAAGAUUUUGUUGGAAAGCCUGAUCAAUGACGAUUUGCAGAUAGGUUUGGGUAACGAAAAUGAUUAUACUCGAGGGGCAGUCUCUGAUGGUGAACAUGAACAGAAGAAAAGAGGGCGUCCAAAAGGUCCAUCAAAAAUUCAUCACACGACUGAAAUUCGCCAGUCGGUGAGACUACAAGGUGACCUCUUUCUAAACGUUUAA